Boleophthalmus pectinirostris (great blue-spotted mudskipper) is the source of this 1269-nucleotide messenger RNA. RefSeq lists its product as uncharacterized. NCBI's taxonomy places the organism in Eukaryota, Metazoa, Chordata, Actinopteri, Gobiiformes, Gobiidae. The coding region runs from base 17 to 1141 and encodes 374 amino acids. The transcript has 8 exons. The record is from RefSeq and is a predicted model, not a curated record.
CUACAGAGAGAUCAACAUGAAGGGACAGAUAUUGUUUUUUCUGGCUCUAACACUGACUUUCUGCAGCUCAGGUUCUGCAAUCAAGUGUAGCAUUUGUUCAGACCUCACUGAUCCAACAUGCAAAAAAGCAUCAGUGAAGGACUGUGCAGCAACAGACACCAUGUGCUUUGUAUCAACAACAGAAAUUACUCAGGGUGGAACGACUACUACCAGAAUAAUAAAGAAAUGUGCAGACUCCUCGCUGUGUCCAGCUGCAGACACACAGACAUACUCCUUAAACACUGGAUCUGGUCAAGUGUUUGCACAAGCCACCUGUUGUAACAAAACAAACUGCAACAAAGAUGCCCCACCACUGCCGUCGCCUCCUGGAAACAGCUCAGUGCAAUGCCCGACCUGUGAUCCUCAGACAGGCACAUGCACUACUAAUGUAACAUGUAAUGAACUGGAGACCAGCUGCUUCCAAACUACAGCAACAACAACUUCAGCGUCCAGUCUCCCCACCCGGGGCUGUGCCUCACCAAAAAUGUGUACCACCUCUGUUCUGAACACAUUUCUACCUGAACUGUCCCCGUACACAGCUGUGACUGGACCAAGCUCGUGUUCAUCAAAUACAACAACAGUCCCUCCAACUACAACUACUACUGCCCCAGUGCAGAACCUGAGCUGUAGUAUCUGUACAGACCCUGCUGAUCCAACAUGCAAACAAGCAACAGUGCAACGCUGUCCAGUAACAAGCACCAUGUGCUUUGUAUCAACAACACAAAUUACUCAGAAUGGAACUACUACUACUAGAGUAAUAAAGAAAUGUGCAGACUCCUCACUGUGUCCAGUUGCAGACACACAGACAUACUCCUUAAACACUGGAUCUGGUCAAGUGUUUGCACAAGCCACCUGUUGUAACAAAACAAACUGCAACAAAGAUUCCCCACAAUUGCCGUCGCCUCCUGGAAACAGCUCAGUGCAAUGCCCGACCUGUGAUCCUCAGACAGGCACAUGCACUACUAAUGUAACAUGUAAUGAACUGGAGACCAGCUGCUUCCAAACUACAGCAACAACAUCUUCAGCGUCCAAUCUCCCCACCCAGGGCUGUGCCUCACCAAACACGGGCUCCAACCUCUGUUCUGAACACAUUUCUACCUGAACUGUCCCCGUACAGAGCUGUGACUGGACCAACCUCCAGCUCAUCACAUACAACAACAACAGUCCCUCCAACUACAACUACUCCUGCACCAACUACAACUACUACUGCACCAACUACAACUACUCCUG